Molecule: messenger RNA, 3194 nt
Organism: Acanthopagrus latus (yellowfin seabream)
Lineage: Eukaryota; Metazoa; Chordata; Actinopteri; Spariformes; Sparidae
Gene: klhl41a
Product: kelch-like family member 41a
Exons: 6
Coding region: 141-1931 (596 amino acids)
Molecular function (GO): protein binding
Source: RefSeq, a predicted model, not a curated record
GAUGCUUGGCUAUAUUUAGAGGGGCACGGUUAUAUUGAAGUGUCUUCAGACCUGGCUGCCUAUAGUUCUCUGUCUCCACCAGAUAGGUCAGUCUGUCGUGAACUGCCCCACUUCUUCCAUCCGCUUCCUGACCAUUCAGAAUGGAUCCCCAAGGCUUGAGGGAAGAUCUCCGUCUGUUUCAAACCACUUUGCUGCAGGAUGGACUCAAAGAGCUCCUGAAUGAGAACAAGUUGAUCGACUGUGUCCUGAAAGUUGGAGACAGGAGCAUCCCCUGCCAUCAGCUCAUUCUGUCAGCUUGUAGUCCGUAUUUCCGGGAGAUAUUCUUCUCAGCAGACGACAAAGAAGUGGACAAAAAGGAGGUCGUUCUGGAGGACCUGGACCCUGGUAUCAUGGAGGUGAUUGUAAACUACAUGUACUCGGCAGAGAUUGACAUCAACGACAACAAUGUGCAGGAUAUUCUGACCGUCGCCAACCGCUUCCAGAUCCCCUCAGUGUUCACGGUUUGUGUGAAUUUUCUCCAGAAGAAGCUGUCAAAGAAAAACUGUCUCGCCAUCUACAGGCUGGGACUGAUGCUGAACUGCGCCAGGCUGGCGAUGGCAGCACGGGAUUACAUCGCAGAUCGGUUCGAAAGCGUAGCCUUGGAUGAGGACCUCCUCGACCUUGCUCCAGCUGAACUUUUUGCCGUGAUUGGAGCAGAUGCACUCAAUGUAGAGAGAGAGGAGUUGGUGUUCGAGACCCUCAUGGGGUGGAUCAGGAAAGACAAAGAGAAGCGUGUGAAAUCCUUGGAAGAGGCCUUUGAUUACAUUCGUUUCCGUUUACUCCCAGAGAAGUACUUCAAGGAGAAGGUGGAGAAGGACGACCUCAUUAAGGCCAAUCCUGAACUUCUCAAAAAAGUCAAAGUCAUAAAGGAGGCAUUUGCAGGGAAGCUUCCUAAGAGAGAAAAAGGAGAUGAGGAAGGAGAGGCGGGAAAGCUGCCAGGCUAUCUGAAUGAUAACCGCAGAUACGGUAUGUACGCCAAAGACGUGAUCCUUAUGAUCAACGACACUGCUGCUGUGGCCUACGACGCCCAGGAGAACGAAUGUUUUCUCGCUGCCAUGGCGGAACAAGUUCCCCGAAACCACGUCAGUCUGACAACGAGGAAGAACAAUCUGUACGUGGUGGGGGGACUGUUUGUAGAUGAGGAGAACAAAGAAAACCCGUUGCAGUGUUACCUCUACCAGCUGGACAGUCUGGCUGCGGACUGGACUGCUCUGCCACCCAUGCCCUCCCCCAGGUGUCUGUUUGCGAUGGGGGAGUUUGAAAAUCUCAUCUUUGCUGUAGCAGGAAAAGAUUUGGAGUCCAAUGAGUCUCAUGACAGUGUUAUGUGCUAUGACACUGAAAAAAUGAAGUGGACUGACACUAAGAAGUUGCCUUUGAAAAUCCACGGCCACUGUGUGGUCUCUGAGAAUGGGCUGGUGUACUGUAUCGGAGGCAAAACAGAUGACAAUAAAGCCACCAAUAAGAUGUUUGCAUACAAUCACAAGAAGUCUGAGUGGAAGGAGGUGGCCUCAAUGAAGACAGCCAGGUCGAUGUUCGGUGCAGUUAUCCACAACGGGAAGAUUGUUGUCGCUGGAGGAGUUACUGAAGACGGCCUCACGGGUUCAUGUGAAGCUUACGACUUUGGAACCAACAAGUGGUCACCCUUCCCAGAGUUUCCCCAGGAGAGGAGCUCAGUGAACCUGGUCAGCUGUGGAGGCUCGUUGUACACUGUAGGAGGCUUCGCCAUGGUGGAGAACGAGAACAAAGAGUGUGCACCAAGCGAAAUCAUCGACAUUUGGCAGUAUGAAGAGGACAAGAAACAGUGGACUGGCAUGAUUAGAGAGAUGCGUUAUGCAGCCGGAGCCUCCGUUGUGUCGAUGCGUCUGAAUGCAGCCAGAAUGCCCAAACUGUAACAACAGUUCAGGGACAUGCGAGGGCCUUUGACACACAAGGGACUUUCACUUCACUGCCGUAGGCAAGAAUAUAGGAAGUCAUUGAAGUCUAACACUGAACAGUUGCUGUUGUUUGGACCAUUGUUGUUUAUGACCUUGAAGCAUAUCACUUAUUGACGGAUUCCCCACCACCUGACUUCCAUUGACCCAUUAAUGUGUGUUUUAUUGCUGUAAACUGGUAAAGGCUCGCAUACUGUAAAGAUUCCUCUGCUAUUACAGUCAGUUACCACCUGUAGCUCAAAACUAUUCAGUAUUAAAAUAUCUUCCACAGACUCAAUAUGUCUAUUUGACAUUUUAGAUUUUCUUCUGUAUACAUUACUUAAGUAUGGAUGUUAUACAAUGUUGGAGAGUUUUUCCCCCGGGGCAUAUUGAUGAUACAUUAACAUUUUUUCACUAAUUUUAAACAUUUCAGUACUGCUGUUGUUGGAAUCAAUGUUUAGUCUUUGGAAAAUGUCUGCAGAUGAGAGGCCAGAUAUAUCAGCUGAUGUUAGUUUUGAAUCUUGGUUCAUGCUGAGGGUCAUCAUGUUGACUUUUGUAAAGGAGACAUGUUAUGCUUUUUUGUUUACCUUUCCGUCAUUGUUUUCUAAAUGUCGUGCAUAUAAAAAGGUCUUGAAAAUGAAAAAUGUCAAAGUUCGCCCCAAAAGAAGCUCCCUUCUCCUACAGAAAACCCUACUCCUGAAACACCUUGUCACUAGUCCUGCCUUUAAUUCUGUGACUUUGUGACAUCACACUAUGUCACCAUGUCACACAUUUACAUAGUUCAUGCUUAGCAACUAGUUUGGUACAUAUGAAUUGAUUUGGCACAGCUGCUCUGUUGUUGUUGAAGGGAGUGUUUUGUCGUUGUUUUUUUUUUGUAACCCAAAUGUAUUAGUACUAGCAAUCCAUUAUGAACAAGAAAAAGAGCAUGAUGUCUCCUUUAACGGCCAGUGGUGAAGCAGUAUUCAGAUUCUUAGAUGUAGUAGUAUAACACUGAAAAUAUACCAUGACAAGUAAAAGUUGUACAUUCAAAUUCUGACUUCAGUUAAUCUAAAUUAUCAUUAGAAUAUACUUCAAGUAUCAAGUAAAAAUACUCAACUCUGCAAUAAAAUACUCCCAGGCAAUGUUUCACUAUAACAUCUUAUGUUUUUGGAUUAAAAUUGCUGCUUAAAAAUGAAUUUGCACUAAAGUGUACUACUUGAAUACAUGAAUUCUUCCAAAUAGGUAUAAUGGCAGGCCCUAAAUCUU